UUUUCAAUCAUAAAAUUCUCCAGAAUUAUCUUCAGGGACCGCUCAGCCUCACAAAAGGGGAGUGGACAGGAGGGACUUGGGAGAUCUCAGCUCACGUAGCCAUGAGGAGCUCCCACCUGCUCUUUCCCAUUCUCCUGGCCUUGUUGCUGGGUGGCCACCGUGCAGCUGCCACACAUAUGUAGCUGUCCCGGGCCCUUCUGUUCCUGGGCUCCUUCCCAGGAAGGACGUCUCCAGAUAGCCCCCUCUCAUUGUUUUGAAAGGAGGCAGUGACAUAGCCGAGUUCUCUGCUUUAACUAGAGCGCUAAGAUGCUGCCUUGGAGCUGGGUGCAUUUGUACGAGCUGACCAGGAGCAGCUGCUCCCAGCAGGCUGUCAUAUUCACGACCAAGAGAGGCAAGAAGGUCUGUGUUCAACCGAAGGACAAAUGGGUGAAGAAAUACAUUUCCUUACUGAAAACCCAGAAACAACCGUGACUCUGUCGGGUUUUCAGUCCAAGAGCACCCAGACCCUGUUCAAGGCUCUGAUACCCUCUGUGGAGCCUGGAGAGUCCUUUCGGGGGUCCUGGGGGUGGGGGUGGGGAGGAGCAUGUGUUUGCCAUCCGAGUUAUUUUUA
This is a messenger RNA of Chinchilla lanigera (long-tailed chinchilla), 610 nucleotides long. RefSeq names its product chemokine (C-C motif) ligand 26 (gene Ccl26). Gene Ontology annotation, cellular component: extracellular region. The coding region runs from base 307 to 471 and encodes 54 amino acids. NCBI's taxonomy places the organism in Eukaryota, Metazoa, Chordata, Mammalia, Rodentia, Chinchillidae. Gene Ontology annotation, molecular function: chemokine activity; CCR chemokine receptor binding. Gene Ontology annotation, biological process: immune response; lymphocyte chemotaxis; positive regulation of ERK1 and ERK2 cascade. The record is from RefSeq and is a predicted model, not a curated record. The transcript has 2 exons.